UCGCGGUGUUACCAUCCAGACAUCUUGCAUCCUAUUUAGUCUGGUUCCACAGAAUUUAUUGUUUGACUAUCGACGAAAUAGUUGUAUCCAGUCAUCCAGUGCAGAUUUUCGACGAGAGGCGGCGGCUGGAGGGAGCCUCGCGUGCCAAGCCUGCGGUGUGUCGACUCUCUCUCUCCCAGUGCAAGCCCUGGGCUCUCUUGACGUAUUGUGCGUCAUCUCCACCGCUGCCGUUUUGUUAUUUUUCUCCGUUGAGGAAACAUGGCAACUCCCGCCGCGGUUAAUCCGUCCGAGAUGGGCAGUGAGUUGCCAGGUACAGUAGUGAUGCCGGGGGCAGUUGGGUCCGGCCCGGUAAGAAUGGGAGGAUCUGUGCCAGGCCGUGGCGGCAAGAGAAGAUCAGGCGGAAUGGACUUCGAAGACGAGGAUGGAGAAGGACCUAGCAAAUUUUCAAGAGAGAACCACAGUGAAAUUGAGCGACGCAGACGCAAUAAAAUGACGCAGUACAUCACCGAGCUGUCAGACAUGGUCCCUACCUGCAGCGCUCUGGCCCGUAAACCUGACAAAUUGACCAUUCUGCGCAUGGCAGUUUCUCAUAUGAAAUCAAUGCGGGGCACUGGGAACACAUCCACUGACGGGGCUUAUAAGCCCUCGUUCCUGACUGAACAGGAACUGAAGCAUCUGAUCUUGGAGGCAGCGGAUGGCUUUCUAUUUGUGGUGGCGGCAGAGACGGGACGCGUGAUCUACGUCUCUGAUUCUGUGACACCAGUCUUGAACCACCCGCAGUCUGAGUGGUUUGGCAGCACUCUUUAUGAACAAGUCCACCCAGAUGACGUUGACAAGUUGAGGGAACAGCUCAGUACCUCAGAAAACUCCAUGACCGGUAGAUGAAGUUCUGCUCCUAUUUCUUCAUUUGUUUGUUUCUGUCGUCAGUUGGUAUUAUCAUGUUAGAGCUUUUAAUAGGAAGGCACUACAUAUAACCGAAAGCAGUGAACUA
Molecule: messenger RNA, 991 nt
Organism: Hippocampus comes (tiger tail seahorse)
Lineage: Eukaryota; Metazoa; Chordata; Actinopteri; Syngnathiformes; Syngnathidae
Product: aryl hydrocarbon receptor nuclear translocator 2-like
Exons: 5
Coding region: 259-885 (208 amino acids)
Biological process (GO): regulation of DNA-templated transcription
Cellular component (GO): cytoplasm; transcription regulator complex; nucleus
Molecular function (GO): protein dimerization activity; DNA-binding transcription factor activity
Source: RefSeq, a predicted model, not a curated record